CUCCCCACCCAAGCCAGUCCCAGAAUGGCGUGGUUUGUGCUCCGAUCGCCCAGCCUGUAACUUAUAGAAUUUUGGUUUUGUUGGGAGUCUUGGACGAAGGAAAUAUAUCACGCCCAAUUGGAAUUUUCGUUAAUUAGUAGUGCAAUUUAAUUAGGUGGGAAAUCCGAAUUAUCGCCGUGAUUGAAAUUGAAUUAAAUAGGUGACGCACCUACGUAAUAAAGAACAAUUUACAUGAGAGCAAUAAUUGGUAAAAGUGUGUUCAACAAUGUGCAAAAUUUUGAAAUUAAUAAUAAAAAACAAUAAUGGCUUCUGAAGUGACUGUGAUUAAAAGUGAAUGCGUCGACAACUCAACACAGGAAUGCAAACCAUGCCCGCUGGCGCUUCUGGCAGCCACCUGUAGCAAAAUCGGGCCUACUUGUAGCGAACAGUCACAGCCGACCGUAACCAUGUCGACGACGCCGACGCCGGUAAAGAGCGUCCCGGUGCAGCAGGGCCAACCGCAGGUGGUGAGCGUGCCCGUAGGCCUCCAACAGCAGCUGCAGCAGCAGCUGCUUCAGCAACAUGGCGCGCAGCUGCUAAGCGCGAACGGACAGAACCUGCAGGCGUACAACGUCAUGCAGCCCAUGCAGACGGUCACCGUCGACGGCCAGGAGGCGCUUUUUAUUCCCGCCAUGUCUUUUGCAGGUGGUCAACAGCCCCAGCAGAUUUUCAGCCAAGGGCAGAUCCUGCGAGCACCUGCAGGAGUGCUACCAGGAAAUUUACAGAACUUGCAGAAUCAGUUGCAGAACCAGUUGCAGACAGUGCAACUGUCAAAUGGUCAAAGCGUGCAAGUGAGGCCUUCGAUGCCGCAGGUGGUGCAAUUCCCCAUGCAACAAACCAUUCCCAUCCAAGUGCCCAUAUCGACGGCCAACGGCCAAACGAUAUACCAGACAAUACAUUUCCCCGUGCAGCUGGCCGCCACGGCCAUGCCCAACAUCAUCCAGGCGCAGCCGCAGCUGAUGCCGCAAAUGGCCAGUAUAAUCACGCCCAACGGCCAGAUACAGCAGCUUCAGAUCGCCACCAGUGCCCCUCAACAGCAACAGCAGACUUCCGUCGCGCAAACCAUGGCCACCGACAGCAUGGCCGGCCAGAAUCUCACCUUCACAGGCUCGAACGGCCAGCAGUUCACCGUGAUACCGGCCGCGGGGUUGCAGCAAGUCAGGGGCACCAACAUAUCAAACAUCAUUCAGAUGCCCAACAUACAGACCAUACCCAACACGACCAUACAAAAUAUACCAGGUUUGGGAAACGUGCAAGUGAUAACUCAGCAGGCGGCCGCCCCGCAAAUAAGCGUGGGGCAGCACAUCCAGCAGGACCCCAGCGACCCGAACAAGUGGCAGGUGAUACCGAACGUGCAGGUGGCGGCGCAAACCGCCGUUCACUCGCCCAUACAGCCGCAAGCGGGCGUCACGGUGGUGACGACGUCGCCGCCCGACAUCAACAACACGACGCCUACCGGCGAGAACAGCAACGACGGCAUGCAGAAGCGCGUGCGCAGGGUGGCGUGCACCUGUCCCAACUGCAAGGAGGGCGAAAGACACACGGACAGGAAAAAGCAGCACAUUUGUCACAUAGCAGGCUGCAACAAGGUCUACGGCAAGACCAGCCAUCUGCGGGCGCAUCUAAGGUGGCACACCGGUGAACGGCCUUUCGUAUGCACGUGGCUGUUUUGCGGGAAGAGGUUCACGCGAAGCGACGAGCUGCAGAGGCACAGGAGAACGCACACGGGCGAAAAACGCUUCCAGUGCAACGAGUGCAGCAAAAAGUUCAUGCGCAGCGACCAUCUGUCCAAGCAUCUCAAGACGCAUCAGAAACAGCGGAUCACGGAGGCUGCAACUUCCACACAGUCAGCGUCAUCGGACAGCUCAAGUAACGAUGACAAUAAGAUGAUGAUAACAAUAAGCACUUCAGAGGCGGAUGAACUGAUUAUUGCCGAUCCUUUGGAUUGUUAAUUAACUAAUUAUAUUUACACUAUUACUUUUGUAUUAGAUCGACUAAAAUAAUAUACCUAAAUCAAAUUAUACGCAUUGUUUGACGCAAUUACGUCGACAUGAACUGUAAAACUAGUUCAUUUCGACGAUGAUAUGUUGACAAUUUUUUGUAGAUAAAUCUUCGAUUUUGUUUAAUAAUUUAAAUUUUAUAGGCAUGUUAUUAUUUAUUGUACAAACCAUGUAAAGUUCCUUGUAAGAUAUUUUUAUAUAAAAUGUUUCAUUUAAGUAAUACGACUUUUAUUUUGGGUAAUUAAACAGAAAUAUAUCAUAAAAUAUUUUAAUAUUUCAAUAAAAACAAUUUAAUUAAAAUAACAAAAUAUUUUUCAAAUCGCUAAUGAAGAUAUAACAUUAUAAACUUUUACCAUAUAAAAAAUCUUAUUAAUAUAAAACAAUUAUUGUCCUAGAUUUUUAAAUAAAUAAACUUCCAAAUAAUAAUUUAAAAAAUAGCAAUGAUUGAUUAUUAGCAACAAUUUUUCAGUCGAAAAGUUUAACAAAAAAUCAAAAUUGCAAAUUAACCAUAUGGUUAUACAGGGUGUUUCAUAAUAUAUGCGCAGGACUUCAGGAUAUGAUAGCUCAUCCAAAAAGAUGAAAAAAGUCGCUAUUAA
Brassicogethes aeneus is the source of this 2635-nucleotide messenger RNA. The record is from the annotation of a GenBank genome assembly. Lineage: Eukaryota; Metazoa; Arthropoda; Insecta; Coleoptera; Nitidulidae.